Messenger RNA from Carassius auratus (goldfish), 3228 nucleotides. RefSeq names its product protocadherin gamma-A11-like. Bases 613 to 3069 code for a protein of 818 amino acids. The transcript has a single exon. The record is from RefSeq and is a predicted model, not a curated record. Gene Ontology annotation, cellular component: plasma membrane. Gene Ontology annotation, biological process: homophilic cell-cell adhesion. Gene Ontology annotation, molecular function: calcium ion binding. NCBI's taxonomy places the organism in Eukaryota, Metazoa, Chordata, Actinopteri, Cypriniformes, Cyprinidae.
GAUGCAGGUUAACAGUUGUUAAAGAGAAUCAUUCGAAAGAAUUACAAUUAUCAUUAAAUAAUCAUAAAAACACAAUGGCACAUUGAAACCGUUCAGCACCACUUGUGCUGAACAGCGCCUAGCUGGAUGAACGUCUACUACUAAGGAGGGUUAUGGGCUUAUAAAUAUAAUAGUCACCUACGAAAUUACUUAUUCCAUGAGUGAUUAUUUUCACAUAAAACCUGACUAUUAGUCUUUUUUGUCAAUCACGAUAUUAUCCUGGAAAACAGAUAUGAUAGUUAACAUAUACUAAUAAUUGGUUUUAUUUGCAGUGUUUCACAUACAGUGUCUGUAUGUACAACAGUGGCAUGCAUUUCCUUACUUACACUCAGAGGGCCGCUGUUCAUCGACACACAGCGGCGAUUCCGUUUAUUUCACAGACCCUUUCCUAGUUUCACACAGUUUCACGGAGAAAAAGACAAUACGGCGGUCACAUUACAUUAUUUUCAUACACUACACUUCUAUUCAUCGCUCAUCGUCGUGUAUGGACUUAAUGUCUACAUUUGGAAUACCACGUAUUUAGAGGAUACGGACUGAUUGUUGUAUUUUUGAAGCGUCUGUGCAGUUGAGACAAUGCCUGGCACUGAUGCAAUGGCACGGCAUUCUGUGAUGUUUUUGAUUCUUCUGAUUCAAACUGCACGAGGACAGGUCAGUUACUCCAUCCCAGAAGAAAUGUCAAAAGGAUCGACUGUAGGAAAUAUUGCUCAGGAUUUGGGCUUGGAUUUACAACGAUUAAAGUCAGGAAAAGCGCGAAUAUUUACCAGAGACAGCACGGAAUACAUCGAGCUGAACAGAAACAGUGGAUUGCUGCUUAUCAGAGAGAAAAUGGACCGCGAGUCUCUUUGUGCAAAAACAACUCCGUGCGCGGUGCAUCUUCAAAUGAUUUUAGAAAACCCGAUGGAAUUAUACACGAUUACAAUAGAAAUCAUGGAUAUAAAUGACAACGCUCCCAGUUUCCAGAAAAAGGACAUCAGAUUUGAGAUCAGCGAAUCGGCGGCUGCGGGUGCUGGUUUUAUGCUCGGCAGAGCUUUCGAUCCAGAUGUAGGAACAAAUGCUCUACAGAGCUACUCGCUGAAACCGAGUGAUCAAUUCCGGCUUGAAUUGCACAGUCAGGCAGAUGGUAGUAAAAACGUCGAGAUGAUUUUACAAAGGCCACUUGAUAGAGAAACGCAAAACUCAUUUACUUUGUUGUUAGAAGCGUUUGAUGGAGGCAAUCCUGUGCUCUCUGGCACUGUACAGAUACGCAUCACUGUGUUAGAUAUUAAUGAUAAUGCUCCUGUUUUUAUGCAAAAGGUAUAUAAAACCACAAUAUCAGAAAACGCACCGAAAGGUACGAUAUUAACAGUGGUGAGCGCGUCUGAUGCAGACGAAGGAUCCAACAGUGUAGUGACGUACUACAUAUCUGACACAGUGGAGAAAAAUGUGUUCGACAUGUUUCUUGUUAAAGAGCAAACUGGUGAACUAAUAUUAAACGGUCAGAUUGACUAUGAAAAGGUGAGCCAUUAUGAACUUAAUAUUCAGGCAAAAGAUCAAGGAGGACUAUCUAACACAUGCAAAGUCAUUAUCGAUGUUCUUGACAUUAAUGAUAAUUCGCCUAGUAUUCAAAUUCUGUCUAAUUCCCAUUCCAUACCUGAAGGCUGUAAGACUGGUACUAUUGUUGCAAUGCUAAAUGUUGAUGAUCUUGAUUCAGGUGUAAAUGGUCAGGUUCAGUGUGUCAUAAUAGAGAAUAUUCCCUUUGCCAUAACAUCUCAGUCUAGUAGCUUCUUCAGUUUGCAAACAGAACAGGAAUUGGACAGAGAGAGAGAAGCUGAUUACAAUAUCAGUGUAAUAUGUACUGAUGAGGGAGUGCCAGCGCUCUCCAGCAGUGUCUCUCUCCGUGUGCAAAUAUCAGAUGUAAAUGACAAUGCUCCUAUCUUUGAGAAAAGUCACUAUGAGGCAUGUGUGCUGGAGAAUAACACACCUGGUCUCUCUAUAUUUACAAUUAAAGCCAGUGAUGCUGAUUGGAACCAGAAUGCCCGUGUUUCUUAUAUUCUAGAAGACAGCACUGUUAAUGGAGUCUCUGUCUCAUCGUAUGUGUCAAUUCAUCCUGACAGCGGACUGAUUACAGCUGUGCGCUCUUUCGACUAUGAACAACUCAAAGAUUUCCACUUCCGGGUAAAAGCACAAGAUGGAGGCUCUCCUCCACUCAGCAGUAACGUGACAGUGAAAAUAAUUGUUCAAGAUCAGAAUGACAACGCUCCUCAAGUUCUGUAUCCAGUACAGACCAGUGCUUCUGUGGUGGCCGAGAUUGUGCCUCGUGCUGCAGAUGUUGGAUAUCUGGUCACUAAAGUGGUGGCUGUUGAUGUGGACUCUGGACAGAAUGCCUGGCUCUCCUAUAAACUACAGAAAGCUACAGACAGAGCGCUGUUUGAAGUGGGUUUACAGAAUGGAGAAAUAAGAACUGUGCGACAAGUGACUGAUAAAGAUGCUGUCAAACAAAAACUGACUGUUGUUGUGGAGGAUAACGGACAGCCCUCUCGCUCAGCUGUGGUCUCCAUUAAUGUGGCUGUGGCUGACAGCUUUCCUGAAGUGCUGUCAGAAUUCACAGACUUUACGCAUGAAAAACAGCAUGACGACAACCUGACAUUUUAUUUAGUUCUCGCACUGGCCGCUGUUUCUUUCUUAUUUAUCACAUGUGUGGUUGUGAUAAUAUCAGUAAAGGUCUACAGAUGGAGACAAUCUCGCUUCUUAUAUCAGCCCAAUCUGCCUGUUAUUCCGUACUAUCCACCGCAUUACGCAGACACAGGAGUCACCGGAACUCUGCCGCACGGUUAUAAUUAUGAAGUGUGCAUGACGACUGACUCGAGGAAGAGUGACUGUAAGUUUUCUACACUGGGUGGGAAGAAUAUCUUAGUAGUGGACCCGAGUUUUGCUGAGACGAUGCAGCGCACGAUCAAGAAAAAUAGUUCCAUCGACGAUGUCAGCUCUGCAGAAUCGGUAAGAAAGGUCAUGUUAGACGUAUUAUCAUUAUUAUUAUUUUUUUCCGUAUAAUUUACGGAAGAGACAAUUAAUAUGGCUGCUGAAGUCAAUAAAUGGGCUUGAAGAACUGAACUAUUACGUGUUCACGUCUUGUUUUAGGUUGUGAAUAAGCCUACAGGCUAUAACUUUCUUUCUUCAUUUUAAUACAUGCAUCUUGAACUUUUGCAGAAG